AUGGAGUUGACAGCGUUAGCUAAAGACAAGGUGAGCGAUGAGUUCCUUAAGUCUCUUUGGCUGAAGCGUUUGCCACCACAAGUGCGCGCUAUUCUGCAGGCAUCGAAUGUGGCACUAGCAGAACUGGCGAAAUUAGCAGACCGUAUUUGCGAGGCGGGUGAUUUUCAACAGAUAGCUGUAGCGUCAGCCUCUGAUUGUCCAGCCUAUUCUGAGAAUGCUGUGAUUUUACGAAGGCUUGAGCAAAUCGAACAGCGUCUGAGUCGUUUGGAUUUACGUCGUAGUGAGUCGGUGCAAAGUCGAUCGUCAUCGAGGAGGCGUAGGCGAACUCGUUCCCGACCAGGAAGUCAUCCAGAUUGGUGCUGGUAUCACGAAAGGUUUGGUGAUAGAGCUAAUGCUUGUCGGCAGCCCUGUAGUUUUGUGGCAGGCUCUCAUCAGUCAAAAAACUAG
Messenger RNA from Teleopsis dalmanni, 447 nucleotides. RefSeq lists its product as uncharacterized. Bases 1 to 447 code for a protein of 148 amino acids. The record is from RefSeq and is a predicted model, not a curated record. The transcript has a single exon. Lineage: Eukaryota; Metazoa; Arthropoda; Insecta; Diptera; Diopsidae.